Quercus robur (English oak) is the source of this 1352-nucleotide messenger RNA. RefSeq lists its product as uncharacterized. Bases 211 to 1242 code for a protein of 343 amino acids. The transcript is spliced from 3 exons. The record is from RefSeq and is a predicted model, not a curated record. Gene Ontology annotation, molecular function: protein binding. NCBI's taxonomy places the organism in Eukaryota, Viridiplantae, Streptophyta, Magnoliopsida, Fagales, Fagaceae.
UCUGAUCUACUGCCGAGGCCAUUAGAAAGCUACAAACUCUACUUUUUUUUCUGGCACGUAUUUAGUCCAGUCAGGUAUUCCUUGUAUGAGGUUGACGUACCAAUACCUUUUCCUCCACCACCAUCAAAAGCAGUCCAAGACGAUAAAAUAAGGAAUCCAACGCCGCUUUCCCCUAUCCUUCAACUUAAAACCGGCAAAUACGCUGAUGAUAUGUGUUGUGUUCAAUUGGGCUCCAUGUUGUAUUUUUUGGGUGGUGAAAUGAAAAUCAAAAACCCAUACAUUGAUGAAGAUGUAAAGAAGGAGCUCGCUGUCCGGGAUGUUUUCCCGAAAGACGUCUAUUGUUUUGAGCUAGCCAAUGACCACAACUACCGUGAACUGAAAGCCGGUACUGCGAUGAACUGUGGGAAGGCCAGCCCCUUGGCCUUUGUGGCCGAUGAGAAGAUUUACGUGAUUGGAAGCAGCCGCUGGGACUCAGAUGAAAACUUUGCUUACUUUGAGAUGUUUGAUCCUAAAGUUGAUAACUGGAUCAUCCUGCCAAAUCCUCCAAUAAGGAACGUGAACACUAUAUGGGUGGGGCAUGUUGUUGUGGGAAGAAAGGCUCUCAUUACGGCCUUGCAGCCGCACGAAACAGAGCGCCUAUAUUGUUUUAAUCUUGACACACAUAAAUGGGCAAACACAAGCAUCCCUGACUAUCUUGGUAAGUUCUCCGGCGACACUCUGUUUGUAGAGUAUAGGCUUUAUGGAUGUUACUACGACACGGUAGCUGCAUUAGUCCCAUUAGAAGAAGAAGAAGAAGAAAAGGAUGAGGAGGAGGAGGAAGAGGAAGAAGAAGAUAAGGAGCUUCAACAAUUCUUUAAGCAUCACCGCCUUCAUCAAAUCUCAGAGGAGAUGGGUAUGGAUGCUAUUCGUAAUGUUGCUCCGCAAGUGCAAUACUCGGCAAGUCUACUUCACUUGGGAAAGAUGUACUUUUGUUAUGUAAGGACUGGCAUGCCUCCGCAUCCGCAUCCAAAAAUUGCCAGUGAUUUUGAUAUAGGAGAUGACAAAAAACGUUUCAUUAGCAUUGUAAUUUUUCAAGCCGUCAGGGGGACAUACAAAAAAAAUGACACUAGACUUUCCAAGGCAAAUUUCCUUCAUUCGGAGCACUAUGAAGUUAAUACUCCGUUCCCAAGUGACGGUUUCAUCAAAGGCUGCUACGUUCUUGGCUCGGGAUACCUGGAGUCGAGUAAACAGAUCAGCGUCUAAGCGCGCGUUUCGAUUGCCAAGGUCACUCUCAAUCCUGUAAUUUCCUUCUCUCUGAAACAACAUUUUGUCUACAAAAUAAAUUUAGUUGUUGGGUUGAAAUUGUUUACUAA